UGACCAAAAUGCAAAUGCAUCCUCCUCUUUUCUAGGUAGCUAGUGCCUCUUUCUGUCUUUCUUUCUUUCAGAGCGAGAGAGAGAGAGCGAGAGAGCAAACCUAAAUUCAUUCAUUCAUACAUCUCAUCUCAUCAAUUUCUAUGGCAACCAACAAAAAAUUAGGAAACAAGAGCAAUAAUAGCCAAAGCCAAAGCCCUCUUCUGGGUCGGUACGAGAUCGGCAAACUUCUUGGACAUGGUACUUUUGCUAAGGUAUACCUUGCUAGAAACAUUAAAACCAACGAAAGUGUUGCCAUCAAAGUCAUUGACAAAGAAAAAGUCCUCAAGGGUGGUCUAAUUGCUCAUAUCAAACGUGAAAUCUCCAUUCUUCGCCUUGUUCGCCACCCCUAUAUUGUCCAGCUUUUUGAAGUCAUGGCUACGAAAGCCAAGAUUUACUUUGUCAUGGAAUAUGUUCGUGGUGGUGAGUUGUUCAAUAAGGUUGCUAAAGGCAGGUUAAAAGAAGAGGUUGCCAGGAAGUAUUUCCAGCAAUUGAUUUCAGCCGUUUCCUUUUGUCACGCCAGAGGUGUUUUUCAUCGCGAUUUGAAGCCGGAGAACUUGUUGCUUGAUGAGAAUGGUAACUUGAAAGUCUCCGAUUUUGGAUUGAGCGCAGUGUCUGAUCAGAUUAGACAAGAUGGUUUGUUCCAUACUUUUUGUGGGACACCGGCUUAUGUUGCUCCUGAAGUUCUUGCAAGAAAAGGGUACGAUGCUGCUAAGGUUGAUAUCUGGUCUUGUGGGAUUGUUCUGUUUGUGUUAAUGGCUGGUUACUUACCAUUUCAUGAUCAAAAUGUCAUGGUUAUGUAUAAAAAGAUUUACAAGGGGGAGUUUAGAUGUCCUAGGUGGUUCUCUUCUGAGCUAGUCAGGCUUCUUCAUAAACUUCUGGAUACUAACCCUGUUACAAGAAUUACAAUCCCUGAGAUUAUGGAGAACAGGUGGUUCAAAAAGGGGUUUAAGAAUAUUAAAUUUUAUAUCGAAGAUGAUAAAGUUUGUAGCGUUGAAGAGGAGGAAGAUGUGGGUUCAUCUUCUGAUCAAUCAUUAUCUGAAUCGGAAUCGGAAUUCGAAACUAGAAGAAGGGUUACCUCUUUGCCUAGACCUGCAAGUUUGAAUGCUUUUGACAUUAUAUCGUUUUCGCCUGGAUUUGAUUUAUCUGGGUUGUUCGAGGAAGGUGGAGAGGGAGCAAGGUUUGUUUCGGGGGCCCCUGUGUCGAAGAUUAUAUCUAAACUGGAGGAGAUUGCGAAAGUUGUUAGCUUUACAGUGAGGAAAAAGGACUGUAGAGUGAGUUUGGAAGGGUCUAGAGAAGGUGUGAGAGGUCCAUUAACAAUUGCAGCUGAGAUAUUUGAGUUGACACCGAAAUUGGUUGUGGUGGAGGUUAAAAAGAAAGGAGGGGAUAGAGGAGAGUACGAGGAGUUUUGUAAUAAGGAAUUGAAACCUGGAUUGCAGAAGUUGAUGCAGGAGGAAUCCGAGGCUGCUGCUGCUCCUAAAGUUAUUACUACUGUUCCUGUGCCAUCGGGAUCUCCACAAUUCACCAUCGAUCCUUUUCCUACUGAUUCUUCACAAUUACCCGUUGAUCCUUUUCCUACCGAUUCCACACAAUUACCUAUUAGUCCUUUUCCUACCGAUUCUACACAAUUACCUAUUGAUCCUUUUCCUAUCCUUUCUUCACAUUUACCUUCGGAUUCCGAAUAGAGAAAAAGAGAGAAAGGAGAAGGGUAUGCUUUACUCUUUCCGUUUGUUUAAAUAAGUUUUUGCAUGCUAUAUUUUGUUUUUUGGGGCCUUUAAAUUUCUUUGAUGUUCUGCUGUGUCAUUUAGGAGAUUAGAUGCUAAAACACAUGUUGUAUGUUCUUUUCUUCUGCCGAGAAAAAAAGUAGAUUAAUUGAAGAGAAUGACAUACUUAUUUCUGCUGGUCUUGGCAAUUUA
Populus trichocarpa (black cottonwood) is the source of this 1952-nucleotide messenger RNA. Its product is annotated as CBL-interacting serine/threonine-protein kinase 12. NCBI's taxonomy places the organism in Eukaryota, Viridiplantae, Streptophyta, Magnoliopsida, Malpighiales, Salicaceae. The transcript has a single exon. The record is from RefSeq and is a predicted model, not a curated record. Bases 141 to 1721 code for a protein of 526 amino acids. Gene Ontology annotation, biological process: signal transduction; protein phosphorylation. Gene Ontology annotation, molecular function: protein kinase activity; ATP binding.